GACUAAUCAAAUCACAUGUAGUGAUGACGUUUUACACAUCACAGAACUGAAAAUGGCGUUCGCCAUAAGAAAAGCAACUACUUAUCUUGUCAAAAGGAUGCAUCUUCGCCCUGUGAAAAAAGUUAAAUUUACAUUUGAUCCUUAUAUGAAAACUGCAAGCUCAAUAAGGCAAUAUUAACAUUCAUUUUACAAAUUUAAUUAUUAAGUCUGGCCUUUUAAAUCACUUGACUUAAUUUUUAACGUAACAUUACUCAUUACUAAGGCAAAGUUUGAAAUUGAAGUGUCAUUGAAGUGCAAAGGCAAAAGUUCACCCACUGAAAACGAAAUCAGUUUUCUCUCUGUGUUUAAUAGCUAUUCUGUGGUAACGUUUUCCAAACUGAAAUGGUUUCCCCAGACUUGCCCGAUUCCAGAGUACAAAAAAGGAAUCCAUUUUUCUUGAUAAAAAUGUUAUGGUGCAAGUUGGAAUUGUUCUAUAAAUUCUAUUUAUUUGUACUUUAACUUUAAUAAUGGCUAAUGAUGUUGUGUUGAAUAUCAAGGUCAAAGUAUUCAAAGGCGUCCUUAUUAUUAUUAUUAUAAGUGGUUUUAUAUAGCAUGGUACCCCAGCCUAGGGCUGGGCUCACCACGCUAAACAUCAAAUGUAACAUACAAUUAUUUAACAAACAUGAUCAAAACCUUUAAAAAUGAAUUAACAUACAUAAAUUAAAUAAAGCCAAAAAAAUGUAUAUAGUUCUAAUGGAUGUGUUAAGGAUUAUUUUCUUGUGAGUUUUUUGUGUUUCUCUUCGUGGGAAACAGCUUUAAAAUGGACUUAAGAUAUCAAGUUACUCAGCAUAGUAAAGAAAUGUCACUUCCGCCAUUUUUGUAAAUUUCCCCCAUGCCAACAAAAAAAUGGCGACCGAUUCACGACUGAGACGAAGAAAGCGGGGUAGAAGGGGAGGCAUUCGUGUGAAAUGCAGAAACAGAGGACGGCGGGGCUCUCUUCCACCAGUUGUUUUGGGAAAUGUUAGGGCAUUAUGUAACAAGAUGGAUGAACUGGAUUGUUGCUGUAAACAUUUCUAUCAAUUUCGCGAAAGCUCUUUAAUAUGCCUGACAGAAACAUGGCUUAACGAAACCGUACCAGAUUCAGCAGUGGCACUGGAUGAAUUUAACCUUUUCCAUGCCGAUAGAACAACCCACAGCGGCAAAUCCAAGGGAGAAGGAUUGACAAUAUAUAUUAACCCUUUACAGUCCGAUGCGCCCGAAAUGCGCCGAUUUUUUCCUUAAGCCUACAGUCCGUUGCGGCCAAACCCGCCCGUUUUGAGGUUGUUUACUUUCGUUCUUAGCACAGCGGAAAUCCAUUGUGCAUUACUAUUUAUAGUUCUACCAGAAGAAAGCCUCGUUGUCGGCAUUUAUUUUGAUACUAGUUUGACCGCGGUGUGUUUAGGAGCUGAUUUUCUAUGAUUUUUUUAAAAGUCGCGAUUUUUUCGCUGUAAAAAAUGGCUAUCUAAACCUUGGAUACACCUUUGAAAGAACUUAGGCCUAAUGUAGCUUCACUAUUUCAUGAGUGGGAGGGUCUCUGAAACUAUUUUUCGGUUUAACUUUUGCUUUAAUAAUUUCUUUGUAUUUAGGUAUUUUUUAUUUUAUUUUCUUGCUUCUAGUUUAUUUUCUGUAAAUUAAUUAGAUAAAGAACCUUCAUUUAAAAUGGAGUUAUGUCCCUUUGCUUGGGCGCUGGUAGUAGACAAGGCUGAAUAGGCGUGGACUGUAAAGGGUUAACAAAAACUACUGUAGCAUCAACAACAGUACAGUGAAACAUGUAGUUUGUACACCCGAAAUAGAACUACUCUGAGGCCAUUUACCUACCUAGAGAGUUCAACCAAAUCUGUAUCAUCCUCACUGACAUUUCACCAAAUGCUAACAAGGAGCAGGCUACUGAGACACUUUUGGAUGUAAUCCAUGAUUUUGAAACAAAAAACGCAGACUCCGUUCGUCUCGUUAUGGGGGCUUUAAUCAACUAUGGUAAUAUAAAAAAGGCCUACACUUGUCGUGCUUUAUUUCCUCUAGGAGAAUCCGACUACACAAUGGUCCGCCUAACGCCAGUUUUAAAAACAAAAAAAAUUCAGACAAAAACUAUUGAACUGUGGUCAGAUGAGGCGACAGAAAAACUUCAAGCCUGCUUGGAAUGUACAGACUGGGACACGUUUAUAAACACUUGCCGGGACAUUGAUGAGCUAACAAACACCGUCAAUUCCUACAUUAAGUUCUGUGUAGACGAAAUUAUUCCCCAAAAAACCAUCUGAGUAUUCAACAAAAACAAACCGUGGAUGAGCAGAUAAAUAAAGGAGGCCAUACACCACAAGAAGAACAUGUUUAAGAUUAACAAUCAGGAAUUUAUUAAAGUUAAAAAAAUAUUGAAAGAAAAAAUAUAUCAUGGUAAAAAACAAUUAAAAAAAAAAAAUCAAAAAAUUAUUCCUAGUAACAACUCAAAGGCUUAUUGGGCAGGACUCAAGCAAAUAACAGGAUAUACUCCUAAGUGAGAAUGCUUAUGUGUUGAGGACGUGAGGAAUUUUGUUAACGACUUAAAUGACUUUUAUUGUCGUUUUGACAGCCUGGACUUUGGCAAAGUACACAAUGAGAUGAUGAAUUCAUUGAAAGAUGGCAGUAGUACACAGGAUGGUACUUUAUUGUUCACCAAACAGGGAGUGAUGUCAUUAUUUAAACAAGUGGAUGCAGCCAAGACCUCGGGACCAGACACAUUAAGUGGUCGGCUCAUUAAACUAUGCUCAGAGCAGCUCUCUUACAUUUUUUGUUACAUAUUUAAUAAAUCUUAUGUAACUCACACAAUACCAGCAAUUUGGAAAACUUCAAAAAUCACACCAAUUCCAAAGAAAAUAAGGUAACGUGCAACAACGACUUACGAUCUGUUGCUCUUGCCUCUAUAGUAAUGAAAUGUUUUGAGAAAAUAAUUUUGAAUGAAGUACAGCAAAAAACUUGACCACCACCAAUUUGCUUAAAAACCUGCCAGAAGCACAGAGGAUGCAAUCUUACUAUUGUUGGAGAGACUUUAUUAUCACCUAGACAGUCCUAAAAUAUAUGCUAGAGUGCUUUUCUUAUACUUCUCAUCAGCAUUUAACACUAUCCAACCACACUUUAUGAUAAAGAAACUUUCCUCGUUAGGUGUCAAUUUAAAUAUUCAGGCUUGGAUACUGAACCUUUUAACAAAUGGACCACAAUAUGUCAAAGUAAAUAACCAAUUAUUUCUAACCAGAGAAAUAAGCACAGGGGCACUACAAGGCUGCGUUCUCUCUCCUGUACUGUAUAUCAUAUAUACCAAUGAUAUUCAAAGCUCAAGCGACACCGUUCCAAUCUUAAAAUUUGCUGAUGAUACCACCAUUGUUUGCUUAAUAUCUGAAGGAGAAGGCCUAUACCGCAAUUUAUUUACAAACUUUAUCAAUUGGUGCAAUGAAAAUUUUCUCCAGCUGAAUGUCUCAAAAACAAAGGAAAGGGUUGUUGAUUUCAGGAGGGGGAAACACCAGAUUACAGAUCUCAACAUAAAAAAUCAAAGUGUAGAGAAAGUGGAGACAUACAAACAAGUACUUAGGUGUCACCAUUAAUAAUAAGCUAACAUGGCAUGAGCACGGCCAAAUGCUGCAUAAGAAAUUAAACCAAAGACUGUUCUAUCUCAAAAAACUGUACAAUUUCGGGGUAAACAGGCAAGUCGUUAAAUUAUUCUUCAGUGCAACUAUGGGAAGCCUACUUAAUUUCAGUAUUACCUGCUGGUGUGGGAAUUCAACGUCUGAUAUUAAACACAGCAUAAAACGACUAAUCACGAAAGCUAUGAACAUAACACAAACUAGACAUCCUUCACUUGAAGAACUAUCUGAAGAAAGAUGUUUUUGUAAAACUAAACACAUUUUGGAUGAUACAUCCCACCCUCUUUAUCACAAAUACUUAGGAUCAGGCCAUUCGGGACGAAUUCUUUCCAUCAAGGUGAGGACUGAAAGAUAUAAAAAUUCCUUUGUUCCCCCAUCUGUACGAAUUUACCGGUGUGCUCCCUCUGAAAACUAAUAAGUCCCCGAUUUGGCUAAGAGAACUCACUGAAUGGCUGUUUUAGAUAAUUUAUUAUAAAUGUCUUGUGUUCAAAUUGUUUUAUUUAUGUGCUGAAGAUGUAUAAUGCAAUCAAAAAACAUUUCCAUUUAUUUGGAUCAAUAAAAGAAUCUUAUCUUAUAUUUAAAACUAUUUACAUGUCAAGCCAUGGACAACACCAAGCAGCAUUAUUUUUCACCUUUGCCUUUAGUCUUUAGCUUGGAUGAAAUUAUAUCCAAGUUAAAACAGUACAACCCUAAUUUUUUUAAUUAAAAAAAAAAAAAUGACCAAAUUUUUUUUUUUUUUUUUUUUUUUUUUUUUUUUUUUUUUUUUUUUUUUUUUUUUUUUUUUUUUUUUUUUUUUUUUUUUUUUUUUUUUUUUUUGAGUUUGAACAAUUAGAUCUACUUCAUUAAAUGCUAUUUCAAGUAAAUGUCAAGGAUGAGAAUCACUGUGUUUAGUGUGAAUGUUGUUAUAUUCUGAGGCUGAGGGAUAUUAUUAUGUCAGAAUGUUAUUGGUUGAAGUUGAAAGUCGAAUAACAAUAAAAAUAUGUAUGUGUGUGUUUAAAAUUUAAUAUUUGAUCUGUGUGAGUAGUUAUUUCACAUUAAAUUAGUUGUCAUCAUUGCACAGGGUCACCUAAUCUCAUAGAUACAGAGUGUUAGAGUUAGUUCAUGUAUAGUUGGCUAGAGGUUCUACUUGAACAAAGUUGAACUCAAGCUUAGUUUUCAUAUGGCUUAAGGGUAAAUUUACGCAAUCCGUGCCAUGACGUUUAAAUUUUAUCACUAUUUUCAUUUUUCAUAUAAAUGAGUAAAUUCUUUUUAAUUUUUAAACUUUUAUUUGCAAUUCCUUUUAUUAUAUAAACUAAACUAUAGAUAAAUUAUAAGAGAACCUUAAACACUCAUCUAUUUUGUAUUCAAUUAUGAAUAUGUUGUCAAAAUAUUAAUUCUUUAUAUGAACCAUAGGAUUUAAAAAAUAAAUAAGCAACUAACACGCGCUCAAUAUUAUUUUUAGUAUCUGCUACAAAAAAUUUCAAUGGUACUGAAGUGAAGUUAAGUUCUUAUAGAUAGUGGCUGUUAUUUAUUAUGUUCCAAACAUUAGCUUAAAAAUAGAAAUUAAAUUUUGAUGAUUUAUAACCAUUAAAUUUAAAAAUAUAUCUUAAACUGUACUUGUGAAGUUAAUUACAGUACUAAAAAUCCAAUCUAAUCCAAUAAAUUUUAAAUAUUUUUUUUUAAAACAGGGAAGCAGCUUCAACAUUACAUUUUCCAGAUAUUUUGGAAACCAACCUAGGAACUGUACUUACAUUUGAUAUAAAAUCGGAUCGCACAGAACCACAGAUUGAUGUUGAAUUCAGUAAGAUUUGUUUUAAAAACUUUUGCAUGAAAUCAAUAGCCCAAAAAAUAUCAAGUUAAAAUUUGUACUUAUCCAGAUGUUGAGUUACCGGGCAUCAUUAUUCUUGUUCACUUUUUGUUGGCUUUCAAAAUAAUGAUGUGAAAACUAGAAAUAAACGGAGAAGGUUGACUUAUGUGGAGUUAUGGUUAUCAUUUGUAAUCAAAAUCGAAAAAAUAAACUUAGUUAUCCAGUGUGACAGAUUGUAGAGUGUAUUAUAAACAAAUCUGGAUCAUCAUAGUUUUGGAACAUCAUAGUUUUGGAUCAUGAUAUUUGCAAACUCCGUAUCUUUUGUAUUGCUGCAAUUAUAUGUUUUUCUGAUAAUUCAUUAUGUAGAUUGUGCAUUGCUCAGACAUCAAAUAUUGUUUAGUAAAUUCUGGAUUAAAAUAUCUGGAUCUUCUAGUUUCUACUGUACUUGAUUAUUAAUUAUUUUUAAUUUCUCUAUCCAGAUGAUGGUCACAAAUUGGUUUUUAAGACUGGGAAUUUGACUCAGUUGGAAAUCCUGGACUACUUUUUUGAAUAUGUUGAUGAAAAGGACCCAAAGAAAUUGGAGGGACCUGAACUGGUCACAAAAAGUUCAAAGGUCACUUUCAAAGGAGGGAAAGGCAAGAAAAAAUAACAGGGACCAUAAUUAGGCCAUGUGUUUGGAAGCUGUAUUCUGUAAAUUAAUGUAAAAGAUGUUUGAAUGGGCUGAAUUUGAUGAAAAUGUCAUUUAAUAUAGUGUUUGAUUGAACUGAUGGCUUGAAUACAAAUGUAGAUAUAUUGUGAUAGUAGUUCGAUAGUGAGCUUAAAUCUGCAGUGUAUUUUAACUGUUUUGUUUUGACUGAAACAAAAUAUAUUCAACUUUAUAAACAUAAAGAGUUCACUUUUUUUAGUUACAAUGAUAAAUGUUGUCCUUUACAAACUCAUCGGUCUUAAAACUAAUGGUUAAAACAGCCACAGGUUUUAGUAUAAAGACAGUAAUUUUAUAAAAAUUGAUAUCAGUAUAUCAGUAUAUAGUAAUUAACAAUAUGCAUACACAUUGUUUGACCAUUCUUAACUUUAAAUAGAAGGCUUGAUAAACCAGCCCACAAUAAGAUCACUCUUGGAUGUAUGGGACACCCACUGCAAUAGUUGUUCAAUUACUUUUACAUUUACUAGUGUCUUCUACCAAUUAAAUUAAAUUUGAUGUACUAAUUAACCAGAAAUGUUGGAUUUGAUGGUCAAUGUUCAUAAUCGUUAGGAGGCUUUCUUGUCAUCUGGAAUUGAUGGUCUAUGUUUGUAAAUGUUGGGAGAACCUUCUUGUCAUCUGGAAUUUAUGGUCUAUGUUUGUAAAUGUUGGGAGUCCUUCUUGUCAUCUGGAAUUGAUGGUCUAUGUUUGUAAAUGUUGGGAGACCUUCUUGUUAACUGGAAUUGAUGGUCUAUGUUUGUAAAUGUUGGGAGACCUUCUUGUUAACUGGAAUUGAUGG
Messenger RNA from Lymnaea stagnalis (great pond snail), 6890 nucleotides. The record is from the annotation of a GenBank genome assembly. NCBI's taxonomy places the organism in Eukaryota, Metazoa, Mollusca, Gastropoda, Lymnaeidae.